Phytophthora infestans T30-4 is the source of this 3455-nucleotide messenger RNA. RefSeq lists its product as uncharacterized. Lineage: Eukaryota; Oomycota; Peronosporomycetes; Peronosporales; Peronosporaceae. The record is from RefSeq and is a predicted model, not a curated record. The transcript is spliced from 3 exons. Gene Ontology annotation, biological process: positive regulation of protein polymerization; microtubule polymerization; microtubule bundle formation. Gene Ontology annotation, cellular component: microtubule. The coding region runs from base 1 to 2757 and encodes 918 amino acids. Gene Ontology annotation, molecular function: tubulin binding.
AUGAUGUCGCCUGAGGCGUUUGGACGUACGCACAAGCGCCAUGUGACGGAUAUUAUCCGAGUAGCUCUUGAGCGGAAAGGUGUAAUCGGCUUUAUCGACGUCCACGACGGAAUGACGCUCCUCGAGGCGCGGACGCUCAUUUGGGAGAAUGUCGAAGACGCACCGGCCGAGUUUCAAUUUGUCCUGGAUGAUGGUGUCCCUGUUAGCGCACGACAAGAGGAAACUCAGAACAUUUCAUCCUUCUAUCCUUUGGUGAGAAUUCGCGAGCAACAUGCUCGCCGAGGGCCAACACCGUCCCCGUUAUCAUCGCCGCGACGAGAAACCAUGAGUACAGCAGGGUCUUUAGCGAGUACAAAUCCAUCGUCCGGCUCGUCGGAGAAGGUGUGCGUGCGUACGGCUUCUGGAGAAGAAUUUCAUGUGUGGGUUACUGAGGACUACACAUUCCAGCAACUACGACGUGAUGCUGCUCGAUACUGGAAUAUCGCUGCUAGCGAGGUCGCAUUAGUUGACGGAGAAGGUUGUUUGUGGCCGGAACAAGCCAAGAUUCUCUCAUUAAUGAGUGUGGAAGAUCUUCACAGCAAUGGAAUCAUCCUCGAAUACAAAGGGGGCACAAUCGCGGCCAGAGUCACAAGCAGCGUCAGUCUGAAAGAUGCCAUGAGCGUUGCAGCAGGCGGUAAAGAUAAACGACCAAGCUCACGACGUGCAAUUUCAGCUUCAACGCUCGCAUUACCGCUACCUCAGGCGAUGAGUCUCUCGAGAACAAGUCAAUCAGACUCUUCGUUUAGAUUGCGGCGGGCAUUGUCAGCAUCAGAACCUGACGUGACUUUUGCUGACUCGAUGCUCUCAGCCCCUGCUACAAAUCCUGUGGAAGAACUGUGGCGAAUUUUUACUUUCUACUGCGUAAAUGGUGACAGUAUGGAACUGGAGUACUUGAAAGCGCAUCAGUUCAACAAACUCUUACGAGAUUCACGAGUCUAUGGAGGACACUUGACACCAGCGAUGGUCGACAUUAUUUACACCUCGGAGACUAAAGGGAAGCCACAGACAUCCGGCAAGAUGAACUAUGAGGAAUUUCUAAACGCGCUCGUGAAAGUGGCAAGAGCAGCUCACACAAAGGGAAACCGAGCCAACUCCAGCAAGCUCUUGUGUGACAGUGACAAGGAAGACGAGCUAUUCCAGAGAUUGAUGACGGAACAUAUUCUGCCUUUGGCCGCUCGUUGGCCGACCAACACUUGGCUGCAACACACCCAGCGUCUACGAAGACCUGAAAUCGUGUCCUUUAUGUCGAAAUUUCUGGAGUCGCUGGUGGAGAUUUUCAUGUUCUACGCCAAGAGUACGAAUGCGUCGGGAGUCCGGGAGUUCUACAUGUCCUAUGCGGACUACCAGAGAUUUAUUAACGACUUUUGCUUCGCCAAUCUGCAGCUUUCAAGUGUUGAGGCCGCGCACGUUUUCUUGGCAUCUUGCUCAAGUCCUCCUUUCCACGGAGCCCUUUUCGACACAGCAGCUAAUAGUGAGAAAGCACAAUCUGCGGACUGCAAUGAAUCCGGCUCACAGACUGGAGAAAGUGUGUCCAGUUCAGAAGGGGCUGGUGGCAGCAAUGGCGUAGCGGCAAUUCAGCGAAUUCUUGAAAGCAUUGAGGGUGCUAUAGCCUACACCUUUCCGCAAAACCAAGUGGGGCGUAUGUGCAUGGGGGUCUCAGCAUUUCUCGAUGCUCUGGGACGCAUUGGACUAACAACAUUCUCAAAGACAACGUCGCUCAAGACAAUCCACUGCGUAAAGGGGGUAUUUCACCACCUUAGUCGAGGAUUGUCGCGGUCACGAGUGCUGGAGAUCCUGAAAAAUCACGGCUCGACAGCGAUGCAUGCCUCAAAGUUUUACUCUGGCAGUGUAGCGUUUAACAAUAAGUUUCUCGAUAUGUGGCGCUACGAAGGAUCGCCAGAUUAUCUGACGCUCGAUACUACGAUUGGGUAUAUGGGAUCGCCGCAAAAGAUGGUGUCGUCCACUGUACCCGCAGCAGCUGGGCUUUCUACUGGCACUGAAGCUAUUGUCUGCAGCACAGGGGCUCCCUUUGUGGACAAUACGUCUCGUCGAGUAUCUUCGGCCCCGUUUUCAUCUACAUCGCCUUUCAGCGACAAAAACGUACCAAAUGGCAGUGGACGCGGGCGGGAGGCACUUGAUCGGCUUGUACGUAACGCAUUUCUUCGAAAUGCUAUCAGCGCUAAUGACGAUCUGAGCAAUAGAGAAAGACUCCUCGAUGAGAUACAAGCGACGCCCCCACGCAGCCCAAGCCUGCAACUGCGAAUGAAUUUUAUCUCGUCAUCACCACCGCCUUCACCACUUGCGAAGGCUUCACUGCGCAAAGAAGACGAAAAAAUGUUUUUCGAGAGUAUUCUACUGGAAGGCGGUGUCUUCAAGAAAUACGGGCAGUGGGGAAAUCCUCAUCGACGAUUUGUCUGGUGCUCGAAAGACUUCGACUCGGUAUAUUGGAGACCGCUCAACAAGAAGAGUAACCUUACAAAAGAUGGCAUCUCGGUGGACUCGAUGAUAUCCGUUCUGCCUGGAAACUCCACACGCACACGCUACGCUUUCAUGAAGCACUUGUCCGAGGAUAAGGCUAUCGGUCGUUGUUUUUCCGUUGUCGCGGAGGAUCGUCGUCUCGACCUAGAAGCAGACUCGGAAGCUACACGUGAGCUGUGGACCAAUGCACUCAUGUUCCUGAUGAGGGAGCAUCGCUCCCAAUCUGCCAGAAAUAACUAACUUAUUAGACAUCCUGAAGCAAAAACAACAUGGCCCAAUAAAGAUCUUCGUUUCCAACACGAACAAGGAGUAAUUCAAUCAGAGUUACCAGCAUUCAUGUUCAGGCGUGCUUGCAACUUCCUAUUUCAAUCAGCACAGGUUUAGUCGGUCUUGAGGCACUUGUCGAGAGACGAGAACUCUGAGUAGAAGGCUGUAAACCAGUCCAGCGUCUUGACCAGGUCCUCUGUGCCACACAUUUCACGGAUACUGUGCAUACUCAGUUGGGCAAGACCCACAUCGAUCGUGCGGAUGCCCGUGUUGGUCGACAGAAUGGGGCCAAUAGUCGAACCACAACCAGUGUCCUGACGCACCACAAAUUCCUGAAUGUCGACGUUGUGACGCCGAGCUAGCUCUUUCAUCAAGAAUGAGGAAGUGCCGCUAGUGGCGUAACGUUCGUUGGCGUUGUGCUUAAUCACAGGCCCAGCAUGCAGAGCAGGACGGUGGUUCUGCUCGUGUCUGUCACUGUAGUUCGGAUGCACACCGUGAGCCAUGUCAGCCGACACCAUGAACGACUUCCUGGCCGCGGCGCCACACAGCUCGCCCUGUGCCACACGCUCCGCCACGGACUGCAUGAAGUUUGAUCCAGCACCCAUAAGCGACUGCGAUCCCACCUCUUCAUUGUCAAACAGUGCUGCUACACGGACGUUCUCGUCGUCCGC